UACGAGUUUUAGAGAUGACAGUGAACGCCGCACUAUGGGAGGGUCUUGAGAGUGUCGGUUGAGGCUUGUCGGCUCCAGACUUUGAUUAGCUCAGCGUAACGCAGUCAGACUUUAACACCCAGCUACUCGGUUUACUUGAGAGCACCGUCUUAUCAGAGAUGGCCGCACUCAGAAAGAAGUUGGUGAUCGUUGGGGAUGGUGCAUGCGGCAAGACCUGUCUGCUUAUCGUCUUCAGUAAGGAUCAGUUCCCCGAGGUCUACGUCCCUACUGUCUUUGAGAACUACAUUGCAGACAUCGAGGUUGAUGGCAGACAGGUGGAGUUGGCUUUGUGGGAUACUGCAGGCCAGGAGGACUACGACAGACUGCGGCCUCUCUCCUACCCAGACACAGAUGUUAUCCUCAUGUGCUUCUCCAUAGACAGCCCAGAUAGUUUAGAGAACAUUCCAGAGAAGUGGACACCUGAAGUGAAACAUUUCUGCCCCAAUGUCCCAAUCAUCCUUGUGGGGAACAAGAAGGACCUCAGAAAUGAUGACAACACACGCAGGGAGUUGGCCAAGAUGAAGCAGGAGCCAGUGAGGUUUGAGGAGGGUAGAGACAUGGCCAGCCGGAUCGAUGCUUUCGGCUACCUGGAGUGUUCAGCCAAGACCAAGGAUGGUGUGCGAGAUGUGUUUGAGUUGGCCACAAGAGCAGCACUGCAAACACGCAAGAAAAGGAAGAAGGGGGGCUGCCAGAUACUGUGAGGGGAUGAGACAUCCAGAACAAACUUAGGAAAAACUUUAAAUCAGUGGCUUCCAUGGACAAUACUAACUUCACACAUUUAAGAAAAAUGUUUUUCUGCAACUUUCUGUUUACUAGAUUACCAUGUUCUAUUUUCUGUCACUAGCACACUGGUGUGAUGGGUGAAAGUUGUUCUUUUCCUUGAAUUAAAUGAAUGUAUGUUUGUAUAUAUGUGCAUAUGCUUUCAAAUCUGUCAUGGUUAUGCUGCAGAAAACUGUUUAGCCUGUGUUCCAACUCACUGUUUCAGCCUCCUGAACCUGCACAUACCACCACACCAGGCUCAAUUCUGAGCUUUUGAUUUUUACUGUUGGAAAACAGGCUUUGGACUCAUCUUGCUUUUGUAUCAAUGCAAACCUGAAGUCUUAUUUUUCAUAACUGCUCUAUGAUAAGACUAUUUACCAUCAAAUUUAACACAAAUGACCUUUCAUGUUAUUUGUGAGAUAUACUAUGUAUAGUUUUAUUUCACUUUGUAAAUUAGAGUUAACAGGAAAGUUGUUGGAAAUGGUUGUAAAGAAUUGGAGGGAAGCAAAGUAAUUUCUCACAAAGAGGCAUUUUUACAAACAUAAUUCAUCCCCUUUAGCCUGAAUGAUGGAGCUAGGAGUGUCAGGAAGCACCAGCAACUAAUCUGUGCCACAAUUAUUAAUGCCAUAGUAGUCCUUAGUCACAUGACCACAAAGAGAAUGGUCAGCUUUUACUAGUACGAAUCAGCACACAUAUCGUCACAUUUUCAUAAAUAAAAAAAAAAAUACCAAGUGA
This is a messenger RNA of Oryzias melastigma (Indian medaka), 1533 nucleotides long. RefSeq names its product transforming protein RhoA. Gene Ontology annotation, cellular component: dendritic spine; cleavage furrow. The transcript is spliced from 5 exons. Gene Ontology annotation, biological process: stress fiber assembly; small GTPase-mediated signal transduction; cell migration. The record is from RefSeq and is a predicted model, not a curated record. The coding region runs from base 159 to 740 and encodes 193 amino acids. Lineage: Eukaryota; Metazoa; Chordata; Actinopteri; Beloniformes; Adrianichthyidae. Gene Ontology annotation, molecular function: GTP binding; GTPase activity.